AUGUACGCAAGUUACUCUAAUAACUUGAUUACCGCUGCUGUUACUGCUGCUGUUACUGUAACAAUGUACCCGUCACUGGUCAAUCUACACCAAACGGCACUUAUGGUUGGACCAUCGGAUAAUACAUUCCUUCGGGGUCACUAUGGUGGUGGUCAUGCUCACAAGGUCAGCAGCUCCUCCCACGGUUAUCCUUGCUGUACAGUAACUAAUCAGUAUUUCUCCGUGAUGGUACUUACUGAUUUCACUCGUAUAUACACCCAUAGGAUCUUGCUGGGAUUGUCAGCAGCAAUGAGUCGGCCCGCUAGGCUACGUGAGAUAUGUUAUGCCGACAGUCCUUCUCCGCCCUACCCGCCCACUGCGUACAGAGGCUCUGCACAUGGCAGCAGCAGGCGUCGAACCUACUACCCCGUAGUUUGCCCGUGUGAGGACGAGCUGGAAUGUCCUGCGACGCAGCCUCUUAGUCACCCCUUUUUCCCUCGGUCCAGCCAACACGAUGUCUUUCGAUCACAUCGCAAAUCUAAAGAGUACAUCAGAUGGCAUGGCAAUGCCAAGUAUGAAGAUGUCGUGUUUAUUAAAUCAGUCCUGACCAACUUGAAACAUCCAAGCAGCAGGUGUACUGGUUGGUAUCCUAUUGUUAAGCUGUUUCCUAAUAUUAGCCAGGGUAUAGAGGUUGCCUAUUCUAUACGUGACUGAUAAUUUAGUAAACCGGUGACCAGGGACUGUACCCUAGAGCCAGGCGAUGGAUAGUUACAAUUAAGACACCAAUAGCAACUUGUAUCUAAUGGGUCUUGAGUCCCAAUGGAUGUGUAGGAACACACGAGUGUGGGCUUAGUGUCUACGAAGUAUCAUCCCAGUGCCUUCAUCCGAGAUUUCAUCUAGUGUUGAAGACUUAAGAGGGCGUGUGUAUGUGUCUAUACAUGGAAAGUGAC
This is a messenger RNA of Aspergillus vadensis CBS 113365, 929 nucleotides long. RefSeq lists its product as uncharacterized. The record is from RefSeq and is a predicted model, not a curated record. NCBI's taxonomy places the organism in Eukaryota, Fungi, Ascomycota, Eurotiomycetes, Eurotiales, Aspergillaceae. The coding region runs from base 1 to 693 and encodes 230 amino acids. The transcript is spliced from 5 exons.